This is a messenger RNA of Stylonychia lemnae, 3210 nucleotides long. Lineage: Eukaryota; Ciliophora; Spirotrichea; Sporadotrichida; Oxytrichidae. The record is from the annotation of a GenBank genome assembly.
AUGAGCUAAUUAAAAUAUGAAAAUCAGCAAAUGAUAAAGGAUUAGAAACUAGAAUAAAAAAUCUUGAAUACUGAGUACAGUACUGCACAUUACGAUAGCCAAAUGAAUUUAACAUCAAACUAGCACAAUGAGAUUUAAAAUCCUAGUUGGGAUGACUUUGAAGUGAUUCACAUUCUAGGGCAUGGAAGUUAUGGCACAAUAUACAAAGUUAGAAAAAAAUGUAAGUUUGAAUAACACUUGAAACUCAAUCAUUAAUCAAUUAUAUCAGAGAGUAAGAAGAUUUAUGUUGUCAAAGAGGUAGAUACCAGUAAUAUGUCAAAAAAACAAAGUUUUGAGUCACUAGAGGAAAUCAACAUAAUGGGAAUAGGGAAGCAUUUGAAUGAAAAUAAAAUUUGGAAGUUUUUCAUAUAAAUUACUCUGGGCAUGCAUCAUCUACACUCAUAAAAUAUUCUACAUCGCGAUCUAAAGACUCUUAAUAUAUUCUUAACAAAAGAUAAUUAGAUCAGGAUUGGAGAUCUUGGAGUCGCCAAAAUUCUGCAAAGCGCUGAAAAUUUUGUUAAAUCAAAGGUCGGAACUCCAUAUUAUUUAUCUCCUGAAGUUUGUGAAGAUAGACCUUAUAACAAUAAGAGUGAUAUUUGGUCCUUGGGUUGUGUAUUAUAUGAAAUGUGCUGUUUAAAACAUCCUUUCGAAGCUAAAAAUCAAGCUGAAUUACUAAUAAAAAUCAUUAAAGGGAAGUAUGAGUCCUUACCCAAAAAAUACUCAAAAGAGCUUGGAGAUCUUGUUCAUAGCUGCUUAAUGAAAGACUAUAACAAAAGACCUUCAAUUGAAGAUAUCAUCCUUAAUCAAAUUGAGAUAUAGCCAAAACCCUAAAUACCAAAGCUUGAUAACCUAUCUGCAACAUAGAGCCAGCUUAAUUUCAGUAGAAACUAGAAUAUUCAAAAUACAAGUUAUAUCUUGAACUCAAGCUCUCAUAAGGAAAGUUAAACAUAUAAUCAGUAAAACUAACAUCCUGUAUCACUAAAAAAAUAAAGACCUCAAAAAACUGAAAGAUGUGAAAACAAAAAGCUAAUGAUAAAUCAAUAUCAAUCGUCCAAUACAAAAUAUCGUAAGCCUGAUUCCCCAGACUCAAAAUAAAUAUUUGAUAAUGAACCACUGUCAAAUAGGCAUAGAAGUAAACUCUUAUUGAAUACAAAUUCUUCUCCUCAAAAAAUUUUAAAGACAAAUAAUGCAGGAAAUGGAUCAAAUAAUGUAAGCAAGGACUAGAGCUUCAGUGAUGCUGAGUCAUAAUAGAAAUUAAAUAAAGUUAGCUCUCAAAAAAGAUUGACUACUGCACCGAAGCCAGUAAUAAUUAACCAAUCUCAUUACAAGUAUCAUAUAAAUCUGAAGGAUGGAGAUGUAAUUCCAGAGGAAGGAGUCACUCAACAUCAACUAAGAAAACAAUACGACAAAUUGAGUAUCAGAUAAAUUUAGCAACUCUAGAAACUCUAAGUAAACAAGAAGAAUAAAACAACCUUAAUCCAGAAUUUCUUCAAAUUCAACAAACCUUAAAUUAGAGUAUUCCCCAAAAAAGAAGAGCAAGAAAAGUAAAAACUUAAAACUCCAAUAUAAUAAAAGGACUUAAAUUAGCAAAGAAGAUCAUCUUAUCAAAAAGAUUAAUCUGAUUCAAAUUUAAAAAGACGAAAUUCUAAUACUGAUGAUGAUUAUCAAUAAAAAGGAGGAAUGCUUGCUAUGAAAAGAAUCAAUAGAUCUCAAUAAAAUCUGCUUAAAGCUACUAAUUCCAGUGGACAUAGUAACUUAUCAUCUAAUCAAAAUAAUGAGUUAAAGACUAAAAAAACAUCUGAAGACACAAGAAAAAUGAUUUUUGAAAAAUUCAAAAACAGAUAGGCUAUUGAGAAUCAGCAGCCAUUGAAUGCAAAACUCACACAAAUUAAAAAUAGGAUCUAAAAUGCAAAAAAUCUAUCUUUAAGUAAGAAACUAAAUGAAUAAAAUACAAUCAAAGAAUGUACACACUCAUCUAAAAGCUCCAAUAAGUUUCAAAUGAGUGGCAAGCUGAAGAAAAAUAGGGGGGAAUAAGAAUAUGAGAAUUUCAAAAUUGAGGAUGAGGAUGAUGACAACAUUGAGGAUUAUCUAGAUAAUGAUGACGAAUUAGGUGAUUUACUAGAUGAUGAGGAGCUAGAUAUGCUUUUACUAGGGGAUUUUGGAGGAAAUAAAUUAGGUACUUUAGGGUUAUUAGAAGAUUAGCAUGUUUAAAAGCCAUAAAAAUUGAGAUUAAGUUAUCUUGAGGAUGAUAAAAUGAUGCUAUAAAACUCCCUAUUUGAGAUUGAUUUUGAAAAAGACAUUGACUAAGAAGAAUACCAUGAUGAUCCAUUCAUAUUUUCUAGAUAAUAGAUUAUUGAAGAUGUUCUGAAGGAGUCCUCUAAAAAUAAGGAGGAUCAUUCAUCCAAAAGACAUAGAGUUUUGAAAUCUUAAGAUGCAGGAUUCUCGAGUUAUUAGGAUCAACAAAAAAUCAAAUAGGACUAAGAGUCGACUGAUAAAAGUUAAAAUGACAAAGACAUUAAAAAGCUUACAGAUGAAACAACAAUGUCUCAUUAAAUAAGUGUUGGAAAUGACAACAAGCAAUAUUCUUAAUCAAUGAGAGUUGACGCUUCUCCCAAAAUAGCUUCAACUACUCAUUAAAAUUUAAGAGAAUUCUUUUUAGGCUAAGAUGAUAACAAUAAUUUAUUGGCAAACUAGAGGAUAUCUGAUACUUAAUCUGAUUCAAACAGCAAUAAUAAAUAGCUUCAAUAGUCUAUAGACAGAAUGAUACAAAGUAUUGACAAUAAAUCUGGUGAUUUGAGUUUUGAACAGCAUUCUAUCAGAAAUAUUAAUUUCAGCAUGGAUGGGGAACUCCUCAAAGAUAGAAUCAAAGAGAUAGAUACAAGAAUUCUUCUUAACCAAUAAAAAUGUUUAGAGCUAUGCUAAGAAAACAACUUGAUAUUCUAGUAAACAACAUAGGUAGUAAACGAUUCAUUAAAGAAGGAGGAGAUAUUCGUGAAUGACUUUUAAGACAUAUAGAAUAGAAUUUAAUCGAUAGUUGUAGAAUAGCUUGGAAUUAAGGAAGAUGAAGAAAAAAAGUAAUGGAUUGUGAAUGAACUGCUAUUCUCACUCUUCAAGAUUUAUUAUUUACUCGAAGAAAAAAGUUAGUGCUUGAUUAGAUAGAUAGGAUAAUGA